Molecule: messenger RNA, 1182 nt
Organism: Sapajus apella (tufted capuchin)
Lineage: Eukaryota; Metazoa; Chordata; Mammalia; Primates; Cebidae
Gene: GIMAP4
Product: GTPase, IMAP family member 4
Exons: 3
Coding region: 171-1160 (329 amino acids)
Molecular function (GO): GTP binding
Source: RefSeq, a predicted model, not a curated record
UCUAUUAGAGCUGCUGGAUCGUUAGGUGGGCAGGUCCCUUGCACAAGUAAAUCUGGACAGCUCCUCCCCACAUUUCCUCUCUGUUCCUCCUUCUCAACAUCCUGGCUUAGCAUUGUGCACAAAAUCAGAGAGGCGUGCAGGACCCAGAUUUUGCAGGAGUUCAAGCGACAAUGGCAGCCAAAUUCAGCAGUGUGGACUUCAACCUCGGCACACCAGGGGCCAGUUAUGGGCCUGGAAGCCAAGAGCCCAGACAUUCCCAGUUGAGAAUUGUGUUAGUGGGUAAAACUGGAGCAGGAAAAAGUGCAACAGCAAACAGCAUCCUUGGAGAGAAAGUGUUUCAUUCUGGCAUUGCAGCAAAAUCCAUUACCAAGAAUUGUGAGAAAUGCAGCGGCAUGUGGAAGGAAACAGAACUCGUCGUGGUUGACACGCCAGGCAUUUUCGACACUGAGGUGCAGAAUGCUGACACGUGCAAAGAGAUCGUUCGCUGCAUCCUCCUGACCUCCCCAGGGCCUCAUGCUCUGCUUCUGGUGGUCCCACUAGGCCGUUACACCAAGGAAGAGCAGCAGGCCACAGAGAAGAUCCUGAAAAUGUUUGGAGAGAGGGCUAGAAGAUUCAUGAUUCUCCUAUUCACCCGGAAAGAUGACUUAGAUGGCACCAAUUUGCAUGAUUACUUAAUGGAAGCUCCAAAAGGCAUUCAAGACUUGAUGAACAUUUUUGGUGACCGCUACUGUGCGUUCAACAACAGGGCAACAGGCGCUGAGAAGGAGGCCCAGAGGGCGCAGCUGCUGGCCCUGGUCCAGCUCGUGGUGAGCAAGAACAAAGGAGGCUGCUACACUAACAGGAUGUACCAAAUGGCCGAGGAGGAGAUCCAGAAGCAAACCCAAGCGAUGCAAGAAUGCUACAGAGUGGAGAUGGAGAGAGAGAAAGCACGGAUAAGAGAGGAGUAUGAAGAGAUAAUCAGCAAGCUGAGAGAUGAAAUGGAGCAGGAAAAGAGAAGGGCACAAAUGGCGAAGGAACUAGCAGAACAGGAGGCUCUCUGUGUCGCAAGGCAGCAAGAGGCAAGAAUGGAAGUGGAGAAUCAGAAUGGGAUGCUUGAAUUAAUCAUUAAUGCAUUAAAGAUUGCUUUCUUAAUUUUCUCACGUGUGUUCAUGGAAGAUUAAACUUAAUGAAAACCUGUUUGUA